This is a messenger RNA of Meloidogyne enterolobii, 449 nucleotides long. The record is from the annotation of a GenBank genome assembly. NCBI's taxonomy places the organism in Eukaryota, Metazoa, Nematoda, Chromadorea, Rhabditida, Meloidogynidae.
CGCCCCCUCACUUCAUAUGUUCCUAUUAAAAAUUUCCUGUCAAUAAAAUUUAAAACAAAAAUAUGGCCCAAGUUCGUCCAACUACCUUUCUCUCGUUGCAAGGCUUUCCCGAAGGUCAAGGCUACCUGGCUCGUACUAGGACCGUUCCAGAUCUCACCGUUUACGUUCGUCAAUCUGAUCGCUACAAGCCGCAAUGGUACAGAAACGAUCAAUUCCCCCACCGUGGCAAUGCUUAUUUUUAUUUUUCUCCACAAUAUUAUUACAAUUUACACCCUCACCGAUAUGCUACACCCUGUAGAGAUUUGACUCCUUUCAAAUACGACACACAUUGGGCUGAUUAUAAAGGGGCUUGGUUUGAUUAUCUUGAAUGGUUCCAUUAUAAGCGUUGGUAUAAUCCUUUUUAUGAUAUGUCUGCUUACCAUGCUAAUUUGAUAGACAAUUAUGGUUAA